This is a messenger RNA of Clunio marinus, 216 nucleotides long. Lineage: Eukaryota; Metazoa; Arthropoda; Insecta; Diptera; Chironomidae. The record is from the annotation of a GenBank genome assembly.
AUGAAACAGCGAAAAAAAAGUCUUUCCGACACCCUCUUGAGAGCCCCACGAAAGCGUAUUCAAGGUGUCAGAUUAAAGCUGAGAAGUAAUGCCGCAUGUCAUAAAGUGGAAUUAAAAGUUAUUAAACAUCGGUUUUCUCUACGAGCUUAUAUCAAACAUAUUACGCUAUGUUUUCAUAUCAACAUAAUGAUUAUGAGUUGCAGCUGGAAACUAUGA